CGGUAGGCAGCCAGAGGCUGGGCACACAUGGGCUGGCGUAGCCCCAUGGGGAUUCUCUUGCCCAGAGCUGUGUGGGCCUGGACACCGGAUUCACAACCAUCCACAGUGGUCCCAGUUUAUCCUCCCAACCUGUCCCAGGAGCACUGGUGGGGAUGGUGUCCAAGGGACCAGUCACCACAUUCCUCUGUCUUCUCCUUGGUGCCUUCACAAGAGGGGCCAGCACCCAGCAGGCUUUCACAGUGGAGCCAGAUAACAUCACAGUCCUGGAAGGGGCCGUGGCUAUCUUGCAGUGCGUGGUGGACAAUCCCUCAGGCGUGGUCCAGUGGGUGAAGGAUGGGUUGCUGCUAGGACCAGACACAAACAUCCCCAGCUUCCCCCGCUACAGUAUGAUGGGAGACCCCAGCAAAGGGGAGCACCACCUGCGGAUCGUGGACAGCCGGCUGGCAGACGACGGGGACUAUGAGUGCCAGGCGGGGCGCUCCAAGGAGAGCCCAGGCAUCGUGUCGCACACGGCACUGCUCAGUGUGCUGGUGCCUCCCAAGACACCUGUCUUCAAGGAGUACGAGGUCAACAGCACCGUGACCUGGGUGGCCGGCGUGGAGUACACGGUGACCUGCAGUGCCGGGGACGCCAAGCCGGCUGCGGAGAUUUCCUUCAGCAAGAGUGGCAGCCCCCUCCCCGACGUGUCACACCAGGUGCACUCCGGGUCCAGCGAGAAGCUCUCCAGCACCAUUGCCGUGCUCAGGGUCACCCCACAGAGCUUGGACAACGGGAAGCGUCUGAUCUGUGCAGCCACAAAUGAGGCCGUCUCGGCCGCUGUGGUGGCUGGCUUCACUAUGAACAUCUUGUUCCCACCUCAGCCACCCACCAUUGAAGGAUACAAACGCCCCGAAAUCAAAGCUGGAGAGACCCUGAAACUCAUCUGCAUCUCGCUGAGCGGGAACCCACUGGCCACGCUGCAAUGGCUAAAGAACGGGAAUGUGAUUUCCACCAGCUGGGAGACGGAGGAUGCCAGCAGCGCCUCCCGCAGCCUCCUGACGCUCAGCAUCAAACCCGAGGACAACGGGGCUCAGCUGCGCUGCGAAGCCAUGAACCAGGUGUCGCCCCUGCCCCUGGUGGCCAGCGUCACCCUGCGUGUGGUCUUUCUCCCCACAGAGGUUUCCAUCCUGGGCUCCAGCAGUACCCCGGAGAACAAGCAGAUCUCGCUGUCCUGCUCCACCACCCCCAGCAACCCCCCGGUGCAGCUGCGCUGGUGGCUGGGCUGGCGGGAGCUCACCACCACUGAGGUCACCGUCACCGAGGCAGCGCACGGCGGGACAGUGACCGUCUCCAACCUGACACACAUGGCCCGGCGCGAAGAGAACGGGCUGCCCCUCACCUGCGAGGCCUUCAACGAGGUUGUGCUCUUCACCCGCAGCACCAGUCUGCCCCUCAGCGUGAAGUACCCACCCCAGAAGGUUUGGAUUGAGGCCCCGCCCCCUGACAGCCGAUUCCGGGCUGGCACUAAGGACACCAAGUCCCUCAAGGAGGGGACCCAGGUGGCCUCCGGCAAGAUCGUCUCCAAAGAGCUGAUCCUGACCACUAGCCCCAGCGACAACCUGGCCAUCUACCGCUGCAACGCCUCCAACGACGGCAAGAGCCCAGCGCUCACGGCCCAGACCCGCCUCCGCAUCCAGUUUCCCCCCAUAGACGUGAAGAUCACGACCAUGGCCAAAGAGGUGCGACGUGGCCAGACACUGACCCUGACCUGCGUCACCGGCAGCAGCAACCCCUUCGCCACCCUGGCCUGGUUCAAGGACGCAGAGAAGCUGAAGGGUGUGGAUCUGGGCCAGAAGCCGGCAGAGUUCGGGGGUCUCUCCACCUCGGGGAAGGUGACCCUGGUAGUGUCAUCCUCUGACAAUGGUCAGCGGGUGACGUGCCAGGCCUACAGCUCCAUCCUGGCUGAGGCAGUCAACACCUUCUACAAGCUCAACAUCCUGUAUCCCCCCGAGUUCUCGUCGGAGCAGCCGGCUGUGGCCCAGGGUGUGGAACAUGGAGCCGUGGAGCUGCCCCUGCACGUCUCCGCCAACCCCCCCAAAUUGAACUGCAGCUGGAGCUUCCGUGGGAAGGUGCUGAGACCAGAGGGGUCCCCCCGGCACCACCUGCGAGCAGGGGGCAGCCUGGCCAUUUGGAACCUGAGUCGAGCCGACAUGGGUCAGUACCGGGCACGGUGCCAGAACCCCGAGGGGCAGAACGAGACCCACCUCCACCUGGAUGUGCACUGUGAGUUCCACCCCCCCACCCCGCUGCCCCCGACCUCAGUGCCCCCAUAA
Trachemys scripta elegans is the source of this 2312-nucleotide messenger RNA. It is a transcript of the gene NPHS1, whose product is annotated as NPHS1 adhesion molecule, nephrin. Gene Ontology annotation, molecular function: cell adhesion molecule binding. Gene Ontology annotation, biological process: cell-cell adhesion. The record is from RefSeq and is a predicted model, not a curated record. The coding region runs from base 153 to 2312 and encodes 719 amino acids. The transcript is spliced from 17 exons. NCBI's taxonomy places the organism in Eukaryota, Metazoa, Chordata, Testudines, Emydidae. Gene Ontology annotation, cellular component: cell-cell junction.